Messenger RNA from Schistosoma guineensis, 297 nucleotides. The record is from the annotation of a GenBank genome assembly. Lineage: Eukaryota; Metazoa; Platyhelminthes; Trematoda; Strigeidida; Schistosomatidae.
AUGGACAUUAAGAUCAUCCAAUUACACUUCCUGUCCUUGGGUAAUAAAUCAUCCUCAGUAAUGUUUUAUUUUGAAACUACUAGAAUUAGCAUCCCCAGGAUUUUGGAUAUUUGUUUGAUCACAGCAAGCUGUUAUCCACAAAAUCGACAACCGAUUCAUUUUAUUACACUUUCGAUUUUGUUUACCACUGUCACUGUAACUAUUUUAUUCACAUCAAUAUCUUAUACUACUACUACCAUUACUACUACUACUACAACUACUACUACUACUACUACUACUACUACUACUACGGACUAG